Messenger RNA from Striga hermonthica, 399 nucleotides. The record is from the annotation of a GenBank genome assembly. Lineage: Eukaryota; Viridiplantae; Streptophyta; Magnoliopsida; Lamiales; Orobanchaceae.
AUGUAUGUGCCAACUACUAUCCUAUGGACAAUUGAAAUUGGUGCUGACAGAUUCAAGAUUCCUGAUGUAUUAUUUAAUCCGUCUCUAGUACAGACUAUACCUGGUAUGGAAAGUUCUGCAGAGAUUGCUUCAUCUGCUCGUGGUCUGCCACAAAUGGUCGUUGAGAGCAUAAACAAGUGUGAUGUUGACAUACGAAGAGAACUCUAUAGCAGUAUACUGGAAUCUCCGCAAGCAGCAAGGGUUAAAGUGUUGGCGAGUGGAAAUGCUACAGAAAGAAGAUUCAGUGUUUGGAUCGGUGGGAGUAUAUUGGCAUCGCUCGGCUCCUUCCAGCAAAUGUGGUUCUCAAAGUCUGAGUAUGAAGAGCAUGGGGCAUCUUACAUUCAGCGUAAAUGCCCUUAG